AUGGCAAAGAGUCCCUUGAAGAAGAAGCCGAGGAGAGGUUCCAGAACGGAGUCAAGUAGCAGCAGCAGCAGCAGUAGCAGUAGUAGCAGCAGCAGCAGCGGAACUUCAAGUGCGAAUGGAGUAAUCAAGGGAGAUUCUCCAACUCAACUCGCCGAAGCUGACUCUACGAAGACCAAACCAGUGGUAGUCUCUAACGUCCAGCUGAAGCCGCCAAUGCAAGUUCAGGAGUCUUCACCGGAGAUCCUGCAGAUCGACAUCACGCUAGAUGAAUCGAAGCUUGAACGCAAGAAACGUGAAGAAAAUAAAGAAAGAUCAAUAACAGCAACUCAGCUAAAGGCAGAGGAGGAGAAGAAAAAAGUAUUGGCCAGCAUCCGCGAAGAAGACGCAGCCAGGAAGGCUCGAGAAGCAGCAGACGAGCAAGAGUUCUUCGCGAAAAGACGAAGGGAAAAAGAAAGACGGGCCCAAGAGGCGCGGGAGGCUAAAAAGCAGCAAUUACAAGCCAUAACCAAACGCGACCAGGAAAGAAAAGAAUUGGAAGCCAAGGCAAAGCAAGAAGAAGUACAGCGUGAACGCGAAGCCGAGGCCAAACAAUUGGAGGCACAGCGUCAACACGAAGCCAAGGCCAGGGAUCAAAAAUUAAAGCGUGAACGCGAAGCCGCAGCCAAACAGCUAGAGGAACAGCGUCAACGCGAAGCAAAACAACUGGAAUUACAGCGUGAAUGUGAAGCCGCAGCCAAACAGCUAGAGGAGCAGCGUCAACGCAAAGCCAGGGAAGCACAGCACAAAGCAAGGGCCAAAUGUCUGGAGACACCUCCUACCAAAGAUGGACACACCUAUCAAGGUGAUGCAGUAUGGAGGGUACUUCUAGUUCGGCAGCACCAAGUAAUUAAAGUACGAGACCAAGCCACCCAAACUGAGAAAAGGUGCAGUCCAAUGGGAGGUAAUUGGAGGUCCAGCCCGAGGCACAAUACAAGAAGACUAAGUCCAAGGCACAGUAAGUGCAGUCCCAGUCUAAGGCGAGACAGGCGGCGAUCCAGCCCAGGACGAGAGGGAGAAGAAUCUAGUUCCAGACAGCGGUCAGGACGUGAGAGUCAAAGCUCGAAGGAACAGAGAACCGCGGAGGAAGGAGAACCACGGAGUGGUGCGCUUCGCGCAUCUUCCCCCUCUACCAAACUCAACGGGUUAAAAGACGGCGCACUGCCGUGGAACUUCACUGUGAUCCGAGGAGCUGAAGAAGACGGACCAAGCCAAGGAGGACCAACCAGCGGAUUCAACAGCGAAGUCAACAAAGGAUUCAACAGUGAAGUCAACAGUGAAACCAACGGCGGAUACAGCGAGAUACAUACGGAGAAGUCAACAGCGCAGGUCAGCGGGGAAUCAAAAGUCGACGAAGCCGAGGUCGAGGAUUUGGAAGGCAUCGAUCGCGGGGACAGUGACAAAGUCAGGAGACAGGAAGCCACGUCCAGGUGUUGGAGUGGCGUCAACGACUAA
Cotesia glomerata is the source of this 1491-nucleotide messenger RNA. Its product is annotated as stress response protein NST1-like. The record is from RefSeq and is a predicted model, not a curated record. The transcript is spliced from 2 exons. Lineage: Eukaryota; Metazoa; Arthropoda; Insecta; Hymenoptera; Braconidae. The coding region runs from base 1 to 1491 and encodes 496 amino acids.